This is a messenger RNA of Chinchilla lanigera (long-tailed chinchilla), 1317 nucleotides long. RefSeq names its product solute carrier family 22 member 17-like. NCBI's taxonomy places the organism in Eukaryota, Metazoa, Chordata, Mammalia, Rodentia, Chinchillidae. Gene Ontology annotation, cellular component: membrane. The transcript is spliced from 6 exons. Gene Ontology annotation, biological process: transmembrane transport. Bases 1 to 1257 code for a protein of 418 amino acids. The record is from RefSeq and is a predicted model, not a curated record. Gene Ontology annotation, molecular function: transmembrane transporter activity.
AUGGCGACUGAACCAGCACGGGGGUGUGGAAGCCCAGAGAAGGCAGCUCCUUGUGGCGGUCUGCGGCAGAACAGGGCUAAGCCUCCAUAUGCAGAAGCGCAUAGCUGCCUGCCUCCCGAAAGUAACCUCCAAGGAGGUGUGGUUGGCCCUGUUAUCCCCAAAGCCCAACGCAAGGCCUGGGGCAUAGGGAGGAGAGUCUGGAGGAAGGGGAGGGGAAAGCGGCGCAGAGAACGCAGAGACCGAGGAGGCGCCCGCGGCCGCAGAGCUGCAGAGCGGGGUCUCUUUGGCCUCUCGGUGUCCGGGCUCCGGCCGCGCAGCUGGGCCAGAGGACAGCGCAUCCUUUCGGUGCGGGCCAGCAGGGCCCUUGCGGUCGGCAAGCUGGCUCCCCGCGUGGCCACCGGGACCCCCGAGCCCAAUGGCGGGGGCGGCAGCAAAAUCGACAGCACCGUAGAGAUCACCACCGGCUCUAACGGACAGGUCGGGACCCUCGGAGACGCGGUGCCCGCCGAGCAGCUGCAGGGUGAGCGCGAGCGCGAGCGCGAGCGGGAGGGGGAGGGCGACGCGGGCAGCGACGCGCUGGGCAGCAGCCUGUCGCUGGCCGUGCCCCCAGGCCCCCUCAGCUUUGAGGCGCUGCUCGCCCAGGUGGGGGCGCUGGGCGGCGGCCAGCAGCUGCAGCUCGGCCUCUGUUGCCUGCCCGUGCUCUUCGUGGCUCUGGGUUUGGCCUCGGACCCCAUCUUCACGCUGGCGCCCCCGCUGCACUGCCACUAUGGGGCCUUCCCCCCCAAUACCUCGGGCUGGGAGCAGCCCCCCAAUGCCAGUGGCGUCAGCAUCGCCGCCAGCGCGGCUCUAGCAGCGAGCACCGCCAGUCGCGUCGCCACCAGCACUGACCCCGCGUGCAGCGGCUUCGCCCCGCCGGACUUCAACCACUGCCUCAAGGACUGGGACUAUAACGGGCUCCCCGUGCUCACCACGAACGCUAUCGGCCAGUGGGAUCUGGUGUGUGACCUGGGCUGGCAGGUGAUCCUGGAGCAGAUCCUCUUCAUCUUGGGCUUUGCCUCCGGCUACUUGUUCCUGGGUUACCCCGCAGACAGAUUUGGCCGCCGUGGCAUUGUGCUGCUGACCUUGGGACUGGUGGGUCCCUGUGGAGUGGGAGGGGCUGCCGCAGGCUCCUCCACAGGUGUCAUGGCCCUCCGAUUCCUCCUGGGCUUUCUGCUUGCUGGGGUUGACCUUGGCGUCUACCUGAUGCAGUCCUCCUAGGUUUGAGUAGCAGAGGAAAAAGGACGAACAAUCUCUACCCCUUGCUGCCCAGAGGUUGGU